Hyposmocoma kahamanoa is the source of this 758-nucleotide messenger RNA. RefSeq lists its product as uncharacterized. Lineage: Eukaryota; Metazoa; Arthropoda; Insecta; Lepidoptera; Cosmopterigidae. The record is from RefSeq and is a predicted model, not a curated record. The transcript has 3 exons. Bases 48 to 743 code for a protein of 231 amino acids.
AGCGAUUCCGAGAUUGAAAGUAUUAAUAUCGAAUAGGUGUUGUUACAAUGGAUAUUUAUGGGUAUUCUGCGUAUCAGUAUAACCAGUCGGAUGAGUUAGCGAAGCAGAUGUUUGCUCAACAAACUUUGGCCUCCACGAUGCCGUAUAACAGACCACCAGAGCCCCAUAUCAUGCCGCCACCAUCAGGUGCUCCGUGGAACGUGGAAGGAAUGCCUUGGGGAAUGCCCUCUCGUCCGAGUGUAGUGCAGUUCACUGGCCAACAACCUAUGGAUCCAAAGUUUACGUCGUCUCCAGUAGUUCAUUGCAAGCGAAAAAGUCUUGAUGUGGAACCAGUAAUACCUGCAAAGCAACUAAUAACUGAGGAAAAGAUGGCAGCGCACCUCAACAGUCUUCACAUAUCAUCAGACUUCACACCUCACAAACUAGCAACUGAAGAUGUUAUGGAUGUUGGAAUGGAACCUAUACCAUCUACAAGUACUGCCACAUCCUGCCCGGUGCUCAUGACUGAGAAGUUCAAGGGACAUACUAUAGUGCUUUCUGAUGAAGUUAAAAAUGUGCAUGAUGAACCUUUGUUGCCUGCUGCUCUUAUUGAACGGUUAGAAAAACCCCGAAUGUCGCUAGUGCUAUGGAAACCAAAAGACAAUAUAUUAAAAAUAAAAGAAGAAAAGGAACAAGAAAAAGAACAUGACAAAAAACGCAAUGGAUUACUAGUAACUGAACCUGGAAUGGAUGUGGAAAUGUGAUAUUAUCCUAUUGAU